AUGCAUUUUUUGCGUCUUCUUAUCAUCGCUUGGACAGUGAGUUUCUGUUUGAUAACAAGAAAUAAUGUCUGUAUGGAAUCCCAUUCAGAAACCCAUUUACUUGGUUGACAGUUAUUACGUAGUUCUCAGUUUUUACUCCAUUAACCUGACUUACACAACAUCUGAUGCAGCCAAUUCCGUUUCUAGGUCGUAUUAGAUAACUUUCGGAAUUCAUGGGUUCAAAUGGUGGAACCAAACUAUUUAGGGAACAAGAAUACUGUAUUAGAUGAGUACCGUUCAUUCAAAACGAUAUAUCUCAGCUGCCGACCGAGAUAUCAAACAGUCGUCCACUUACAAAAUGCUCAUUGAAACAUUGUGUGCAUUUUAUCAGUUGACCACUUUUUUAUAUCUCUACCGGCGUCACGAAUACAUCGUUUUUAAUGAACAGUACUUCCCCGCCUGUACAUUUCCACCCAAAUCGUCGAGGCCUCAAAGUGUGUUCUUCCAAACUGCCAGACUUUCGCUCAGCUGCCACUCUUGGUGGCUGUCCGUCAAAAAGUUCGGUCCCCCAUCGAUCAUCCGACAGACGGUCCAGCUCCCCUUUCCCUUCUCCGUCCAGCUGUAUAAUUGCAUUCGGUUAUUAAUAGAGUUGGCGCGCUGCCAACGCGAUCAGCAUCGACAAUGAGAUCAUCGGCGAACCGGACAUUGAAUGUCUCGAAGACGAAAUACGCAUUUGGGUGAAGACGAGGAAGAUAUUCGCGGGUGAAAAUACAGGAAAACGGCUGGGCAAAAUGAAUACCGUUCGUUUCAGGAAGAAUUUACGCGAAAGGAAGGUCCGAUUUGGAAAACUGCUAUAAAGACGAUUUUGCGAACGAAAAGACCAGAAAACCGCACUUCGACCUGAGAUUCGGAGAUUGUGGAAUGAAAAGUCUUCGAUCGGUAAGUUUUUGGGAAUCAUUUGAAAUCAAAGCAAUUUAAUCGGAGUGGUUGCAGGUGGAUCCACGUGGAAUGUACUACGGAAUCACGGUCAUCGUCUCGUUCCACCCUCUGUUCAUCACAAAAGUCGACCAGGCGUACCACGUGAAGUGCUUCUUCGAGGAGGCGAGCAAAGGAUUGACCGCCGAACUGGGCGUCAGCAUGAUUCCGACGACUGAGCUCGAGGCUCGCCACGGAAUCCCCGGCUGUUCCUAUUCGAUUCAUUCGUCCACAAUCGAGGAUUUGGAUGCGGGAAGACCCGCAGGACAACCGAUUCAGUUCGCGAGAGUCGGAGAUCGGGUCGUCCAUCAGUGGCAUUGCAAUGACCGUGAGUUCUGAAUUCAAAUGAUUCCGCAAUGCUAAUAGUUCAGAGAUGUACGGAGUGCUCAUCAACAACUGCUACGUCACCGACGGAUUCGGCAAGAAGGCGGCGGUGAUCGACGAGAACGGUUGUCCCGUGGAUCCAAUUCUCAUCACUGGAAUCCGUUAUUCAACCGACCUCCAAAGAGCGUACGCAGAGUCCCAAGUGUUCAAAUACGCGGAUAAACCGGGUGUCUGGUUCUUCUGCCAAGUGAGAAUGUGCAUGAAGAAGCAAGGAAUGUGCGAAGGGAUUACGGUAAGUAUAGUGAACCAAGAAGGGUAGAAAAUUGAGGAUUCAGCCGCCGUCGUGUGGAUCCAUGUCCCGAAUGAUAUCUGCCAGUGGGGAUGAUUUUGAAGAGGAGAAGCCGCAGAAGAAGACGAAGAAGCCGCCGGUGCAGGACUACGAUUACGAGAGCGAGAGGCCGAAGCCGACGAGAGCGCCCACGAGGACAACGCCUUCCGACUACGAUUACGACAACGAAUCUCCGAAGUUGCACAGGUGAAUCCAUCGUCCUCUGUUUUCGAAUCUCCGACAUUUUCAGUCCGAACUCCCACUCGUACAACAGUGUGACCCCUCCGCUCGACUACGAAACUGCCACUCUCACCGCCUUCUCCCCUCCAAUCAAUCCGGUCACAGUAAGUUUCCAUCCUGACGCCCACGCACUUUCUUCCUUCCUUUUCGUUUUCAGUCUACCCAAGAGAGUGUCUCAAAGACCUUCGAGACGGAAGACGACUUGGCAUCGGUGACGUCAGAACCGAAGAGUAAAAAGAUUGGGAAAAGUGAGUGGAAAGGGGCGAUACCUAGGGGGAAGAGGGCACCGCUGCUAAUUGCAGACGGACCAGAACUGGUCAUCGACGAGACGACAAAUUGUCUCUCUGCUGCUACUAUUUUUAUCUAGGUCAAACAUAGCAAAUUGGCUUACACUCCUUUGAGAAGAAGGCUUACGCGAGAGGGAGUGAAGGGUCUUUGUUUGCAGGCGAUUACAAUGAUUACGACGAAGUGACGAUCCCGCCGAACCUCACCGAUCUGCUCGCCAAUCUGCCCGACGACAUCAGCAGCGACAGUAUCCAGAAGAUGUUGAGGUAGGGAACAUUGCGAAAUAUAAGCAGCUGGAUUUCGAAACUCUGAAUGUUUUUGAAGGGACUCCGUGGACAACCCGAAAGCGUUGCUCGCCGAGUUCGGAAAACUGAUGAAGAACAAGAAUAUGAAGACGGAUUCGAAGAAGUUCCGAUCGAGGAAUCUGCGGGAGCUGAAGCCGGGCGACCUGAGAUCGGGAGAGAAGAUCGAUCAGAUCGAGGUUGCACAGAAACGAGUUCAUGGAACGAAUGAAUGAUUAUUCAGGUCGACUGGACGUCCACUCGCCGUCGGGACGUUCCAGCCAUCUCGGAGUUCAAUACGGACACAAAGUACGACAAACCGAUGCUCGCGGGCCAGCUGAUGAUCUACGAUUUGGACGAGGAACCGCCGAAUGAGACUGACGUGCUGAGAAAAAGUGAGACGACGUCGUGUCUGCUGGUUUGAACACUUUCGAUUUCAGCUUCAAACUCUUCGAAAUCCGCCGCCGCUUGCUCCAUUUCGAAAGACGGACUGUUUGCGAUGUUCGCCGGCUUCGGGGCUCUCUUCUCCGCCCUCUUCGCUAUCAUCGCCUUCCUAAUCAUUCGUCUCAAGAACCAAGGUCCGUCCGAAUCUCUUUCGUUUCUCAUCCGAUUCUUCUGAUUCCAGCUUCUCCAAUCGGCGACAUGACUCCCAUCUCCAAGCAGUUUCAAUAUGCUCAAAAACGAUUUUUCGAAUCUUCCUCCUGA
Molecule: messenger RNA, 3117 nt
Organism: Caenorhabditis sp. 36 PRJEB53466
Lineage: Eukaryota; Metazoa; Nematoda; Chromadorea; Rhabditida; Rhabditidae
Source: the annotation of a GenBank genome assembly